Messenger RNA from Protopolystoma xenopodis, 411 nucleotides. Lineage: Eukaryota; Metazoa; Platyhelminthes; Monogenea; Polystomatidea; Polystomatidae. The record is from the annotation of a GenBank genome assembly.
UCCGCACAAAUCGUUUGUGCCCGACCAAAGGGUACACCAAACUACCCCGACGAUGCUACGAGGACGCAGUCUGACUUUGCCGCUGGGGUGACUCCAUUCGCCCAACCAACGGGAUUCGAACCAGGGCUGGAUGGAUUCGCACUGAAACUCGCCCAACCUCCGAGUCACUCUUGUGGUUGGGGUGCAAAGGCGCCGCCAAUUCCUGCAUGUGAGUGGAUUAACGACGCCUACACGAUUGCCGAACCCGACGUCUGGAGGCAGCUUUCAGGUACAGAUCGGCCUGUCUUGGAGGCCAGCUUAGCGACUGAUUGCGCUGGACGCUGGAGGCCAGUCGAGUUGGUCCGACUGUCCGGUCAACUCGGGUUACACAACCGAUGGGGUGACUUUCUGGCCCGAUGCAAUGGCGAGUGA